Messenger RNA from Caenorhabditis sp. 36 PRJEB53466, 4597 nucleotides. The record is from the annotation of a GenBank genome assembly. NCBI's taxonomy places the organism in Eukaryota, Metazoa, Nematoda, Chromadorea, Rhabditida, Rhabditidae.
AUGAAGCAAUUCCUGCUUCUAGCACUGGUUUCUACAGUAGCUUCCAAGAAUGUCUUCGUCUCAUCGCCAUUUGAUAAUUUCAGAAUAGAAUGCCCUAAACGAGUAAGUGGCAUUUACUUCAAUCUCUUUUUCGAAUGCUAUUAUUCAGGCCGCCGCAACAGAAUUAUCAGUGAGGAUGGUAGAAUCGGUUGGACAAAAGCGGCAAGACAUUGUAUUCGACCUGUCCUGCGAAACCGUGGAAGAUCUGUACCCAUGGAUCAACAUCCCUGUUGGAGUAGCUGAAAUCGAAAGAGAAGAUUGCCAUUAUUCCGAUAUGAUUGAUCCGAUCCUCGAUGAGAACACGACUUUCACUUGCGCUCCACGGGAAUAUCUCGCCGGAAUCACCAGACUUUCCGACACCCGGUACGACGUUAAACAAGUAGAAAAACACAACGGAUUUGUGUUAUUACAGAAUUCAAACCAUGUGCUGUCGUCUGAGAUCUCGUGACGAGUUUAACUGCAAAGAAGUGACAUUCAACAAGCCGAUCGGUCUGACCAGAAGCACACUCAUCGAGCACGACAAUCAGCUCAUCAACGCCAUAAGAGUAGCCGAUCGUAACUACGUCGUCCGCUUCUGUGAUCUGGCUCCACGGGCCACCGGUUAGUACUGAUUCUUGAGUAUCUCCGACCCCGCAAAAAGUGUAGAGAAAGUGUAACUUUAUGUCAAAAUUUUUUGAAGAGUUCGUAAAAAAUGACACAUGUUCAACAUAUGUUGCAAGCUCCUCCCGCUCGUUUCUCUGCUCGUUUUUAUUACUUUGCGCGUGCGUGUGUGGUGUGACGUCGGAAAACUGGCGACAAGGAACAAAAGAUAUACAUUUGCAAUGCCCCCGAGGGAUUUCACCUUUCAGCUCUGAUUAUGUCCGAUGAGAAAGUCCGCGCCAACACAGUUGCUCCAACCACUUCGGAACCAGAACAGCCACAACCACAACAACACAAACCAGAUCCACUGUAAAUAACAUUUCAAUGAAAACUUCAUGUGUCAUUUUUAUUUGUAGGAAAGUUGUGAACCAGAAAACACAGAAGAUGCCAGAGGUUCCCGCUAAGUUGAGAGUUCCGAUGCACCCACCACCACCAAAGAUCGAAGCAGCUCCAGUGAUCGAGUUCCAAGAACCGUCUUUGCCACUUGUGGAAAUUCCACUGGAUGCAGCUGAUAUCAGCGCGGGAGAGCUGCAGCCACUUCCAGUUAUCCCACCAGUUCGAGCCACAUCUCCCAGACCAUCGACGGUAGAUUCAGUCAUUAAUUUCUCUCCAAUAUAUUUUUGUCAAGAUUUCCCUUGCCCUCGUCACCAUUCCCCCGACAACAAGCACCACUGAGGAAGUUCCGGUCGAAUCAGAACUUCCCGUGACCGAAUCCGUCCCGGAAGAGGAAACAACUUUCCCUCAGGAAACACCGAUAUUUAGUCAACAACUCGUUGAGGAUAUCGUCAAGAAAAUUGGUUCUGCGCAAUCCGAACAAAGAGCGGCGCAGAUAUUCCAGCAAUCUUUGAACAAACUUCUGCAGAACGCCAACGAAAAACCAAUUGGUGGGGGGAUACUGAAAGAGGAAGUGAUCAUUGCAUUUGCUAAUAACAUUCGCUUGCAGAAGCCGUUCUUCCACAACCUGCUGGGCCACCAGCCGCCAGACCACCACAAGAGAUGGAGAAUGUGAACUUUGAAAGCGAACAAUUCCCGCAACCAGCAGGAAAGCAACGAUUCUCAAAGGAACUUUUGGUAGAGGAAGUGACGAAAACGUAAAUCUGUAUUUCUGUUUCAGCCACUGAGAAAACACGCCGAUGUGGAUGACAUGUCGAAUUUGCAACCGGUUAACAUGGAAGGACGUCGCCGAUCCCCGAUCCGGACACACAGACCACACGUUGUAAGCCUUGAUGAGCUUGCCGAAUGAUUUCUUCUUUGUACUCCCUUUUGUUCCGUCCGGUCACCAUUCAGUUUUCUGAUUUCACCGUAGAUGUCUGUAUAUUUAUUUCAUUUCCACGUUUAUUCUUGCAUUUUGUUCAAUCCAGUCUAAUAACACGAAAAUGCACUCGUUCCGCGUAAUAAAGUCACACGUGUGUUUGUUCUGAAAAUGUCUGUUUGUCGUGACGUGUUUCUGCGCACUGUACUUUUCUAUCCGUGGAACAAUACCUGGAACACACGAAUUCUUUAGGACAUUUGGGAUUCCGACGAAGAUGAGGAAAAUGAUAAAAUCCUGGCAGAAAUUAACGGAUCCGUUGAAAUGCAUGUCGAACCGACACAACCACCAAAAAAGGUGAAACUUUAUAGAUUGUUGGAAAUGAUUUCAACGCACUUUCUACAGAUUGUCAAGAAGAUUAUUAAAAAAGUGAUUAGAGCGUAUAGACCAAGAACGACAACCGAAACCCCAACAACGACAGAAGUUCCGACGACCACAGUCGAAAAGACCACAACAACUACUCCAAGAUCCAGACCGACCAGACCACGAACUCUGCCGACAACAACAACAACAACAACAACUCCAGAACCGACCACACGAAGACAUGCAAACUCUUUUUUCAAUUCAAUGGAACGAGUUGGUGAUGAUGAGAAAAUAGGCCGCCGAGAGGCCGUUGUUGCAGCUCCCGAGUACGCAUCAAAUCAUAAAACAUCCGUUAUUUAUUCUCCUAUAUUUUUUGUAGGCCGCGCAGAUUCCACGGAAGGACAACCACACCAUCGGCGCGUCGUGACCUGCCGGCUACUAGACGAGUAGCGGAGACUCGCGUCAAUCAACUCGAUAACGCCAGAUACAUUGAUGAGGAGACCCAGUUGUCUCCAUUUGAUGAUCCGACUGAUGAACUUGAGACAUUGAAGCCGACCACUAAAGUUGACACAAGAAUCAUUAGGAAUCCUACUUGAUAAUUUUCAGCAACCAGCCCCCACACACAGCAAGAAACCAACCGAGGAAGCUCCUCAGAUUCAGUUUCAGGAAGAUGAAGAUCUGGAAGACGUUAUCAGCAAAGUGGGUUAGAAGGAAAAUCCUCAAAUGUGUUUCUUUUUCAGUUGAGUGCUCGUCGCGGCGACAUCCGACGAGCUCCCGUUCGUAACAGUUUAGCGGAAGCACAAUUCUCCGAGAAAGUCUCUCUUCCUGAAAAAGAUGGUGCGAAAACCCAUAUCCCCCGCAAUGGACUCCCAAUCGGUAGUCCUCCUUAUGUUUCUUGUCCUAUUUCUGAACGUGUCACUUGCAGCUCUAGACAUGAUGGAGCCUAUUUCGAUGACGAAUCUCGAAGAAUUCGAUGCACCUGCGAAUGAGAGUUCGUUCCUCCGACCUGAUUUCAGCCUAACUGAUCAAAAUUCAGACACCCCUGCCUCAGAAACGAACAAGAACAACAUUCCAGAGAAAGACGAGAGCAUUGAACAAGAUGAAGAGGAUUCCGAGCUGAACAAUCAGGUGAGGACUACACGUGGGAUUAUCCGCCAAAAUUUUUUCCAAAUCUGCAAUUGGAUCUAAUCCUGUUUUUUAACCCCCGCACUCCUAGUCUUCUUCCAUCCUUUCCAAAAAGCUUUGCGCAAAAACAGUCGUUUAAUCCCUCUUCCCACGCACCAAAACGUACGUGCAAUGAUUCCAUUUGUAAUGUAGAGAUAAUUGGAAGAAAUGAAUUAUAUGUAAACACACGCACGUACAUAUAUGCUGCAAGAGAAAUUUUAAUAAGUGUGUGUGUGGUGUGACGUAAUAAGAGUCUCAAUUAUUUGUAAAGGAGUGCUUCUAGAACACACCAACAAAGUAACAAAUCAGGCACGCGUGAAUUGGGACAGGUUAUGAUUUUCUAUUGCAUCAUGACGAGUAACCGGAUCUGAGAACUCGAAUCAAACUUUGAACCAUCCAAUUAGCUCUCUCGACCUACAAUUAUCCUUGGGAACUCUGAAAAUUGUCCAAUCAAAUCUGGUCAUAUGACUGGCACUGAAACACGUUGAUUUUUAUUUAAAAAUAUCAUGGAAAUGUUGAAAACCGAUAUUGUACAGGUUCCUGAAGUUGUCACGUCGUCCCCCACUCGGCCAACAACUACUAUCUACGACGCCAACAACUUCUAUCACACUCCCCGACCACGGCCGGCCAAAAAAGAGUCGAGUGAGUCAAGUAAACUGUGCUCCAAAUCCGGUUUGAGCCCCAUUAAUCCACUCAUUUUCUCUCGCUCUUUAUUGUCCGAAGAAGUUUUCGUAUAGUCGCGGCCAGCAAAUGAGGAACAUAACAUGAAAAAAGAUGUUCUGUUCACUAAUAUAUCUCAUCUCAAUGCUUUAAAAAUCAGACAAAAAUGAGAGGAAAUGUCAGGAAUUAAUGGAGCGAAUAGAUAAAAAUGGCGAGACGUCUAUAUGGUACCAUUUAAUCCGAAUAAGAAAUGAAUCUGUGAGAGAACCUCUCAAAAGCUAUAAGGCCCUUAGUGAAAUCUAAUUUCCAGUUCUGAGAUUCUGCUCAAAGGAGUCUGCGAUCAGAGAUCAGUCCAAUAUGGUGAUUGCUUGCGGCCUCGAUCAAGACAUCUGGACACCUAGCCGUUGUCCGGAGAACGCCGACUGCUUCCCGUCGCACGACAGUCUCUACCGUAUCUGCUGUCCUGUUCACCGUGCCGGAUAA